UCAGCUACUGUUGCACCCAAGGACAUGGUCUUCUACAACUUUAUGAAGCCCUGGCUGGGGGAUGGGCUCCUGCUGAGUGCUGGUGACAAGUGGAGCAGACACCGUCGCAUGCUGACACCUGCCUUCCACUUCAACAUCCUGAAGUCCUAUGUGAAGAUUUUCAACGACAGCGCGAAGGUCAUGCACGCCAAGUGGCAGUGCCUGGUCACUGAGGGCCACACCCGUCUGGACAUGUUUGAACACAUCAGCCUCAUGACCCUGGACAGUCUGCAGAAAUGCGUCUUCAGCUUCAACAGCAAUUGCCAAGAGAAGCCCAGUGAAUAUAUUACUGCUAUCCUGGAGCUCAGUGCCCUUGUGGAAAAACGGAACCAGCAGCUCUUCCAGUACAGGGACUUCGUGUACUACCUCACCCCCAAUGGGCAGCGCUUCCGCAGGGCCUGCCGCCAGGUACACGACUUCACAGAUGCAGUCAUCCGGGAGCGGCGCCGCACCCUCCCCGAUCAGGGUGCUGAUGACUUCCUCAAGGCGAAGGCUAAAACCAAGACUUUGGACUUCAUUGAUGUGCUCCUGCUGACCAAGGAUGAAGAUGGGAAGGGGUUGUCAGACGAAGAUAUCCGAGCUGAAGCUGACACCUUCAUGUUUGCGGGCCAUGACACCACAGCCAGUGGCCUCUCCUGGGUCCUCUACAACCUUGCAAAGCACCCUGAAUACCAGGAGCGCUGCCGGCAGGAGGUGCAAGAACUCCUGAAGGAUCGUGAGCCUAAAGAGAUUGAAUGGGACGACCUGACCCAGUUGCCUUUCCUGACCAUGUGCAUCAAGGAGAGCCUACGGUUGCAUCCUCCAGCCCCGACCGUCUCUCGCCGCUGUACCCAGGACAUCGUUCUCCCAGAUGGUCGGGUCAUCCCCAAAGGUGUUAUCUGCCUCAUCAGUAUUUUCGAGAUCCACCACAACCCAACCGUGUGGCCAGACCCUGAGGUUUAUGACCCCUUUCGCUUCGACCCGGAAAACAUCAAGGGGAGGUCACCUCUGGCUUUUAUUCCCUUCUCGGCGGGGCCCAGGUGAGAGCAGCGGGCAUCUGAAGAGGGGAUGGGGUGAUGGAGGCGAGGGGGUCUGGGACUGAGAUGCCAGGCAUGACUGUGGGGACAGAGAAGGGG
Vicugna pacos (alpaca) is the source of this 1154-nucleotide messenger RNA. The record is from RefSeq and is a predicted model, not a curated record. Lineage: Eukaryota; Metazoa; Chordata; Mammalia; Artiodactyla; Camelidae.